ACCCGAGAAUUAAAAAUGUGAGAACUUUUUAAAAUAUUUUUAUUAAUUUUCUCUCUUACUGGAUCAGAGUUUAUACUGAGAGAUGUGUCACUGCGGUGCAGUUAUAAAAACUUUGGUUUUCCUCAUAUUUUCUUUUCAUCUUUCAUCAGCAGUCACACACACUCUGCAGCACGUCUUAACUGCAGUUACACCAGGAAUAAAUUUCCCAGAGUUCACCAUUGUGGGUCAGGUGGACGGACAGGAGUUUGAGUACUAUGACAGUAAGAUCAGGAAGGCGAUCCCGAAGACAGACUGGAUACAGAGGAAUGAGGGAGAUGAUUAUUGGAGCGGUCAGACACAGAUUGCAGAGGGUCAGCAGGAGAUCUUUAAAGUCGAUAUGAGUACACUGAUGGGUCGUUUUAACCAGACUAAAGGAGUUCACACAGUCCAGAAGAUGUGUAGCUGUGAGUUGGAUGAUGACGGCACCACUAGAGGAUACGAACAGUUCGGGUAUGAUGGAGAAGAUUUCAUUACCUUUGAUCUGAAGACUCUGACUUGGAUCGCUCCGACACCUCAGGCUCUGAUCACCAAGAACAAGUGGGAUCAAACAGGAGCUGUGGCUAAUAAAUGGAAGAACUACCUGGAGAACACCUGUAUCAACUGGAUAAAGAAGUACCUGACUUACGACAGAGAGACUCUGGAGAGGAAAGUUCAUCCCGAGGUGUCAGUGUUUGAGAAGCACUCGUCUUCUCCAGAGGUGGUGUGUCACGCUACAGGUUUCUUCCCCAAAGCAGUGAUGAUCACCUGGCAGAAGGACGGAGAGGACGUACAUGAGGACGUGGAGCUCAGAGAGACGUUACCCAACCAGGAUGGAAGCUUUCAGAAGAGAAGCAUUCUGAGAGUCCCAGCUGAGGAGCUGCAGAAACACACCUACACCUGCGUGGUUCAGCACAGCAGCUUGGAGAAGGACAUCGUGCUAAAUGUGAGCUAUCGCCAAAUCCUGAAAGGUCAGAGAAACACAUUCCUAAUAAACUAAAGCUGUAGAGAGUGAAAGCUGAUUUCUUGCUGCAGCAGAUAAUAAAGACUCUGUGCUGAUUUAACAGGUGGAGGAUCGAUUGCUAUCAUCAUCGCUGUAGUCGCGGCUCUCGUCGUUCUUGUCGCCGUUGUUGCUGGAAUUGUGGUCUGGAAGAAGAAGAACUCUGGCUUCAAACCUGUUCCACACAAACCCUCCUCUGAAGGAGAUUCUUCCUCCAACAACUCUUAAAGUCUGACUGUGUGUCUUCCUGCUGAACUGAGAGAGUAAGACAUGAUGGAGUUUACAAUUCAACAUUUAGUGCGCUAACAUUCAGUCUCAGCUCAGAGCUCAUCCUGUUUUUGUCUGUCUGUUCUUCUAGGGGAAAUGAGGAGAAGGGGAGGAGGAACAAUGAUUUGAUUGUCAGAUUGUCAGCAGCAAACGAUGAUUGUAUGGAUUGUCAGGGUGUAAUUUUUGCACUCUGUAAAUCCUCUAUUUGGUUUUAAUGUGUGUUUCAGUACACACACACAUUAUUGAGCUUUACCACAGUGAGAUUGUCCUCAAUGUGUGUGUGUGUGUGUGUGUGUGUGAAGCUGAUCUGUGUGUCUGAAACAGAACCUGGGUUCUUCAGAUGUGAGAGGUGUUGAAGAGAUAAAGUGACUAAAGUGUAAAAGAACAGGAGUGAACUAAUUAUAGCACUGAUCACAUUAUUUAUUAUUUAACUCAGUUUAAAGAUAAAACAAUCCAUUAAAUACCUGUUCACAUCUGUACCACCCAAAUCUAUAUUCAUUUCUUUGUUUAUUUAUUUAUUUAUUGGUUUGAUAAUACCAUUAAUCCCAAAACAACCUCCUGAUCCCUGCUGAUUUCACCUGCUGAAUAUGUUUUAAAGAGAUUUCUCAACCCCUGUCCGUAUAAACCUUGUGUUUAUAGUGAUGCCCAACAUUUUCAGCCAUAAAAGUAUUACUCUUCAUGUAUAUCGCUGUGAAUUUAAAUUACAUGUGAUAAAGUGACACAGAACGGUA
Messenger RNA from Clarias gariepinus (North African catfish), 2013 nucleotides. RefSeq names its product class I histocompatibility antigen, F10 alpha chain-like. Gene Ontology annotation, biological process: immune response. The record is from RefSeq and is a predicted model, not a curated record. Bases 83 to 1015 code for a protein of 310 amino acids. The transcript is spliced from 6 exons. Gene Ontology annotation, cellular component: external side of plasma membrane. Lineage: Eukaryota; Metazoa; Chordata; Actinopteri; Siluriformes; Clariidae.